ACACUUCCGGUGAGAAGAGAGUCGGAACGCGGCGGGGACGUGCCUGGUCCGCGGGGAAGGGGAGGCGGCGGACAGGUUUCCGGAAGUUGCUGCAAGCGGGAGCUGGCAGCUAUGACUGAAGAAGCCAACACACAUUUUCUACAGAGCUGUCGCUCUGUCAAGAAGAAAAAGAAGAAAAAGAGAAAUGGAGAGCACACUGAGAGCCUUGCGAGUGAUGGAGACAAAUGUGAGUUGAGCAUAGAUGCCUGCUGUCCUUCUCCUGUGCUUUCUGAAGAUCAAGGUUCACAGAGCAGUGAGUUGCAGAAAAAGAAGAAAAAGAAAAACAGGAAAAAGAAUCUUGCCACAAGUCUAGAUGAUUCUCUUAUUUUGUGGGAGGAUGAAAUUAAUAAUGAGGCUGUAAUAGAUGCUUCCCAAGAGAAAAAGAAGCAAAAGAAACAGAAGCACAAAAAAAGCAGCAGCCUGCAUGAGGAAAACAGUGUAUUAUACAUCUCAGAAGACAAUAAUGCUAGCAGCCUGGACCCUUUAGGGAAUGUCGAUUGUGUAAUUGUACCUACGAAGACGAAAAAAAGAAAAAAGAGUUUGUCAGAGGAACAGGAUGAGGUGAAGGAACUGCUUGUUUUUGAUGAAUAUGCUUCCAAAACGCAAAAAAAGAAAAAAAAGAGGGGACAGACCAAUCUCAGUCAUACACAAGAAGCCACAGAUGAAAACUCGGCAUCAUUACUUCUGUCAUGUGCAAAACAAAAUUCUACCUCAUUGCGAGAGGUAAAAAAUAAGAUGGCAAAGUUGAGGUCACCUACAGCAGUGCCCAGAAAGGGUUAUAGAGGUGGAGAGUCUUCCGAUCAGGCAGUCUCAGAAGCUACAGAAAUUGUUUUUGGAUUUAAGGAAGGUCCCAUGGAUAUUCCCACUGCUAUUCCUCAGGUUACUUCAGGAGCUGAUAAUGGCUCUUCUGAAGAAGCCUUGGUGCCAGUUAGAAAGAUUAAAAAGAGACGGAGAUCAAGCUUGCAACAAGUACCAUCAGAACCUGAGAAAAAAUUACCAGUGUCAGUGGCAUUUAAAAAUGAGGAAGACCAGAAUGUUUCCCUUACUGAAUAUGCAGACUCUGAAAUCUCCAUGUUGAAAAAUGAAGAGUUCCUGGAAUUUAGCCCACAGCCGCAGCUGCAUUUGGAGGCUGCAAAACAGGAACUGGAGGAGUUUAUUCCUCACGUGAGAAAAAUGUCAGAUGAAUCUAUCCUGAAGAUGGCUGGAACAGACCUGACCAGGUUCAAAAAAUUUAAGAACAAAGGUGUUGCUGUCAAGUUUGGCAGGUUUUCUAAGAAGGAAAAUAAUCGGAUACAGAAAAAUGUUGAAGACUUUUUAUCACUUACAGGACUAGAAAGUGCGGAGAAACUAUUAUUUACUUAUAGGUUCCCAGAAGAGAAACAAAGCAUCACCAAACUGAAAGUAACAUACAGAUUUUGUGAGAAACUUGCUAAGGGAAUUCCUCGACCUUGGAGACUGAUAUAUGCGCGGGCAAGGAAGAUGUUUGACCCAAGCAACUAUAGAGGCCGGUAUUCUGAGGAGGAGAAAGAACAAUUAAAGAGAUAUCAUGCUAUACAUGGCAACAACUGGAAGAAGAUUUCUGGGCUGAUGAACCGUAGCAACCUCUCAGUUGCUCUCAAGUAUUCUCAGAUGAAGGCCCAAAUUAAUGCCGGUCCCUGGAGUAAGGAGGAGACCGAGAGGCUAAUUAAAGCGGUAGAGGAGAUAAUUCAGGAACGGGCCAUGAAGGAAGACUCAGAUUCUCUUCUCUUGGAAAACUCGGAAGAAACUCUUUCAGUUGAGCGUGAAAAACUCUACAAGAACCUACCUUGGAUUGAGAUACAAACCAAAGUAGGAACUAGACAUUGGAGACAGUGUAAAUCUAGGUGGCUUUCAGUUCUAACGAAGAAGAUGUCCAAUGGGGAGGCGGUAUGUCAUGGGACAAAAGGGUUGCGAGCUAAAAUCAAUCUCAUUGAAAGGUUGUAUGAAAUGAAGGUGGAAGAUGCUAAUGAAAUAAACUGGGAAGAACUCAGCAGUGUCAUUGGAGAUGUCCCUGAAGCGUAUGUUCAGGGUACAUUUUCCAGGCUAAAGGCUACGUAUGUCCCCUUCUGGCACACAAAGACUUUUCCUGAAAUUAUCGAUUACCUUUAUGACGAGACAAUUCCAUUGCUUCAGAGAAAGUUAGAAAAAAAGCGAGACAGACUUCCUUCUGAAAAUUUAACUUCCAGCCAACAGAAAAAGCUUUUCCGAAUCAGCGAUAUCUUUGACAGCAAAGAAGAGGAUAAGAACCCUGGUGGCAAUAAUUGAUUGUUAUUAAAGGCACUCCCUUUUCCCCCAUAUCCAAAAUGCCAAAUUUUGGUCCUCUUGAAUCCAGGAUUAGAUGAAGGGCUAAUAUAUAUAUAACUAUGAAAUAACUGUCAAAGCAAAGGCAUUUCUGCAUAUUUCUGUUGUUUUAUGUGGAAGUGUGUGAAGUUUAUUUUGUUUUAUUUUAGGCAGCAUCUUUGUUAUAUUUUUUUUUCCUUUUUUGAGGAACACACUAGCAUAUUUUAAUGCUGUAUUUACUACACAUUGGGCAUAUCUACAGGUACAAUUAAUGUGCCCUGGAGUUUAUUCAUGUGCAGCACGUGGAUGGCAGGCUGACCUCUGGGUCUCCUGCUAUCCUGGGCUGCUCCAGCCGAGCUCCAUGUGCUGUGGAGUGGCUGGUUGAGGCAUGAGGAGGCUUCAGUGUGGGGGCUACCUGCUGGCUAGCCCUGCACUGAAGCGUCCUGUGCUCUAGCCAGCUGGGGCAACGUCUACACGUGCACUGCUGCGCAUGAAAAACACCGCAGCGGGUAAUACUUGUAAUUACAAGUACUACCCGCUAAUUACAAGUACUACCCUGCUACUGAGUUUGUUUCAUGCAUCCCAAUAGGGGCGCAUGUGUAGAUGCUGAGAAUGUUUACUGCAAAAUUAAUUAGUCAACUGUGCAGUAAAUGUCAUGUGUAGAUGUGCCCAUUUGGUAACAAACCUAUGUUAAGCCUCUUUGCUUGACUUUGGUAUCACCACCCUAAAGUUUAAUUUAGAUCUUUUAAAAAAAAAAUGUUUAAGUCCAUUUGUUCUAAGUUUAUGCAAGCAGAAAAAAAAUUGCUUUUCUGCAUAUGUGUUACAACAAACCUUCAGUCAGUAGCUUAGGUAACUUGAAGGGACCUCCUGUUUUAAGAGAGAAUAAUCUUAUCUGGAGAUAAUCAUUGCAUUUUAGAGUUGAAUUAGGACUUUUUAGACCCUUUGUUAAAUGUUUUCCACAUGAUUGAAAUAUGCUGGUUAUUAGUAGCAUCAAUUUGCUGUUGGCCAGACUGCAGAGAAGUAAUUGUUGCAUAGCUCAUAUAAGUUGUUAACACUGGUAGUGAUUAUAUGGUCCCAUCCCUUCACGCCCCUGUUUGGCCUUUGUUCUGGCUGGUUGAGGCAAAUCCAUUUUAUGGUAAAGUUUUAUAUAAACUCAGUUGAUUUUUUUUUUUUUUUGAUGCUAUAAAAAUAGCCAGAAAACUAAAGUGUAAAAACUGACUGAUUUGAACAAGAUUUUCAGAAAAAAUAUAAUUAUGUUGGCUGCUAUAGGAUAAGUUAUCAAAAGCUUAUUACAAAAAUUAUGAAGCAUUACCAUUUAACUAGUAGUCCAGAAGCAGUUUUAAUUUCUUCAGAUUUUAUGAGAGCGCAAUAAUAGUCUCUUGGACACAUGAUGUAUGUACUGGAAGUGCUUUUUAUGGGUGUGUUUCCCUCUCUCUAACUAGAAGUGUUGACUUUGGUAAAUAAAGCCUUGGUUGUUAUUUCUGAAUGGUUUGUCUGCAUAUGAAAGUACUCGUGCAUAAGGCAGGGUGUGAAUUUAGCUAUAUCAGGUUAAGUUCCAUGUGUGUGUAUGCUUAUUCCAGAACAAGUAUGUCUCUGUGGAUUUAGCCUGUUUCACAUCUCAAGGGCACUGUUUUAGGUGCUUCUGUUAUCUUACAUUGUUAGCGGGGAAUUGCAGAGCUUUAAACUGUAGUUUUACCAGCUUUUUUGUUCUUCAUGCAGUUGUAUUAUAUGUUGUAAAAACUAUUAGUACUUUUGGUUCUAGGGUUAUUCUGUUUUGUAUCUGCUAAACAAGAAAGGCUUAUAUAUAUUAAAAUGCUGUAUUACAGUAGUUAAAACGCAUAUAUGAGCAAACCAGAAUUAUGGAUGUAGGACUUGAAUAUUUUUGAUAUAGCAAAUGCAGAAAGCAAAUAGUUAAUGGGUCAUAUGUGCUAAUUUGUUUUCCAUGGAACUAUUAAUAUUAACAUGAAUAUGUUAAUAUGAAAUGAAUGUAGAUGCCAUUUUUACCUGUCUGCCAGCUGUUUUCAGCUGCUCCUACAAUUUUCUGUGACUUGAUAAAGUGACUGUAAAUAAUUGUGCCUGUUUAGGUAAAGUUUAAAGUUUUGUAUGAUAUAUGUGCCUUUUCUUUUUUUUUUUAAAUAAAGCCUGGUCAAAAAAAUAAAUAUCCAAGGAGCUUUGCUACUUCUUAUGAA
Molecule: messenger RNA, 4526 nt
Organism: Alligator mississippiensis (American alligator)
Lineage: Eukaryota; Metazoa; Chordata; Crocodylia; Alligatoridae
Gene: TTF1
Product: transcription termination factor 1
Exons: 11
Coding region: 112-2322 (736 amino acids)
Source: RefSeq, a predicted model, not a curated record